Molecule: messenger RNA, 591 nt
Organism: Ceraceosorus guamensis
Lineage: Eukaryota; Fungi; Basidiomycota; Exobasidiomycetes; Ceraceosorales; Ceraceosoraceae
Product: nucleoside diphosphate kinase
Exons: 5
Coding region: 1-591 (196 amino acids)
Biological process (GO): GTP biosynthetic process; UTP biosynthetic process; CTP biosynthetic process
Molecular function (GO): nucleoside diphosphate kinase activity
Source: RefSeq, a predicted model, not a curated record
AUGCAUCAUUGCUCUUCCUCGCCAUUCCCUUCAAUUUCAAGUGCUCCGAGGCCCUUCAAGUCGACGACGACGCACUCGAACAAUCCAGCACGUCCGUUGCACACGCCUCCAACUUCUGCAGAACUUACUUUGGCCAUCCUCAAACCCUCUCUUUGUUCCUAUCAACCGGACGUUUCAGCCGUUCUGAAAGAGCUGAAAUUCAGCGGUCUCAAUCCCGUGCGAAGCAGAAGGAUGCAGUGGACGCGUGCCCAGGCGGAGGAAUUUUAUCAGGAACAUCGAGGUAGAUUCUACUACGAUCGGCUAGUCCUCGGCAUGUCCUCUGGCCCUUCAUUGAGCUUGGCCCUAUACGGUCCCAACUCCAUCAAGGCAUGGAGAGGCAUGCUGGGCGCUACGAAAGCUUGCAGGACAAAGUGGGAGGCGCCGCAAAGUUUGCGGGGUAGGUACGGCAUAACGGAUACCAGGAACGGCUUUCACGGAAGUGAUUCGCCCGAAUCUGCAAAAAGGGAGCUGGGUCUCAUCUUUGAUGGAUGGGACACGGACUGGUGGAUGGCGCGGGAGGCGCGGCUCUCAUCUGAUCAAGGGGCGAUCUGA